Molecule: messenger RNA, 12810 nt
Organism: Pomacea canaliculata
Lineage: Eukaryota; Metazoa; Mollusca; Gastropoda; Architaenioglossa; Ampullariidae
Product: B-cell lymphoma/leukemia 11A-like
Biological process (GO): regulation of transcription by RNA polymerase II
Cellular component (GO): nucleus
Molecular function (GO): DNA-binding transcription factor activity; RNA polymerase II cis-regulatory region sequence-specific DNA binding
Source: RefSeq, a predicted model, not a curated record
AUGGGCAAGUUACACGUGAACGUAUGACGCGUGCGCGUGCGCGUGUGUGUGUUUGUGUGUGUGUGUGCAAACAGCGCGAAAAGUCGGAGGAAAAGUUAGUUGCGGUGAUACCGGGUCUGGUGAGGACACACGGCGCGGCAAAGGGCUGUGCCUGCCAGCCUGCCUGGCUCGCCAAUGGCUCGCGCUGGCUUGUCCUGGCUACUGGCCUAAAAUAGUAACACGCCAGUGCUGGCAGGCUGGGGAGGGGCAGCGAGGGGCUGGGUGGGAAGACACUAUCGACUCUUUUAAUACCGCGGUGCGUGUCAGUCAAGUGAAGAAACGAGAGUUUUGAUGAAUAAAAACAAAGGCUGCACUAAGGAAAACACGCCCCCUGUCCUCCCCCUCCCCCUGCACCUUCGCCAGUGACCAGACAGCGUAGGUCGCGUGUAAAGUGGUGCGUGUGUGCGUGAGCCUGACAAGCCAACUGUUACACACGCAAUCGUGAGCUAAUGUCCAUAACCUUACACAACCUUUCACCCCUCGAUGAAAUGGACUGGGCCGGUCCGCGGGGUCACUUGACUGCAGCACACACUACGGGCCACCACGCAUCAGUUGACCGCAGCCUGUCGGGGCGUGCUGACGGUGUAACACCAUUGGUCUUCGUGUGUACACCAGGAUUACACAUAACCUGUCCAGCGACCGUUGCCACUUCAAGAACGGUGCCGUCGCCUUUAUGGACUGAUCAACCCUUCACCCCUACAGACCAAAUUGUCUUUUGCCGACCGUUUCUCGAGCCGUCAGCCUGUACCUACGGUUGUGUCCGGAAAAAAAAAACAACCCACAACUCGAGCUUACUCUACGCUGGAAGAGUCCGUCGCGCAUGUUUCAGUCCCGUUGUAUUUACUUUAACGUGCCGUCGUCUGCAAGUGACCGGUGUGUAUCGCGCACGCCUGUAAGUGCUUCGGAACAAGCACGCUUCGACUAAACGCUUGCGUUGGCAGGCAUCGGUGGAACCGCCGCCUUGUGGCAGGAGUAAAAAAAGUUCACUUCGGUGUUGGCUGUUAAGUGGGCGAGAGCGUCAGAAUGAGAUGACCUUAAUUGACCCCAACUUUGGUGUCCACGAAGAACGGAGUGAAAACAUCAGAUACGGAGGAAUACAGCAGGUGCUGCCCAAAUCUUUCCCAUAAUUCAGCAUCGCCGCCAUCUUUGUUAUUAUUCUUUGUCCAGAUGUAAUCCCGACAAGAUCACGAUUUAAUGAGGAGACCGGCACCAUGUCAUCACGCCGAAAACAAGGCAGACCUCAACAGAGGAAGACUGUGGACUCAUUGGAGCAGGAGAACGAUCUGCUGGUGUGCGGCGACUGCCAGACGUCCUUCCCGCUGCACGACAUCGUGCAGUUCAUCAAGCACAAGAACCAUGCAUGCAACAAGGAGAAUGCCGAGCAGACCAGCUGCGCCUCGCCCCGCGAUGACCCUUCGGCGGACGACGGCGACGGGCCUACGGAUCUUUCCACCCCGGGGGCGGGGAAGUGCCUGGGGGGUUACUCCAACUCCAGAAAGGAACUGGGCGACGGUUGGUCUGUAGACCUCGGCACACCCAGCGGUCGUGAGGCCGCCUCCUCGGGCUUCUCAUGCGACAUCAAGGAGCGAGUACCGCUCAGGCUCAAGCAAGUGGUCGACGCUGAGGCCAACACCACUCACUCAGAACCGUCCAAGUUCGUGUGCGACACGUGCCGUCAGACUGUAACGUCAGCAUGGGCCUUGCUUCAGCACGCGCAAAAGGAGCACGGCAUGAAGAUCUACAACAUCGGCGCCAGUGUUCCCACCCGCCACUGUCCCUCAGCCACGGGCUCGUCCCCCAGCCAGCCCACUCGCAUGCUCACUCUCACCUCCCUCCUCCACCCGUCCACACACCCGAACUGGCUACCCCGUCUCCCCGUCCCACCGUGGAUCACCGCACUCCCCCGUCAUCAGCCGGGAGUGGACCGAUCCCCCUUCCCAGGAGGACACACGGUGAACCCUUUCACACCCUUUCGUAUGCCGGUGGAAAUGCGGCUGCCACACAGCUCCUUCAACCGCCAGGCUGCCCUGGAGAUACCCAUGGAUCUUUUGGAUCACUACCGUAUGCGACAGCACCUAGUCUCCUCUGCCAUAGACGCCCCGUUCUCUCACCCCUAUGACCGCAACCGCCCCAUGUCGACAUUGGAGAGUCAGAUCUAUUCGCAGCGGCUGAAACAACUGGCCAACCCCAGCCUGCCACCAGGCAUCAUCUCACCCGUCUCAGGCGUGCCUUUCCCGCAGUCCGGGAUGCAUCUCAUACUGUCUGGGGAACGCAGUUCCAGGGGCGGACGGGACAGCGUGGGGAGUGGCCGCGACAGCUCAGGGGGCGCCGAUCACGACCGAGACCGGGAGGACAGAGGCGGACGACCUCCGUCAUCCGAGUCAGCGCCUGCUGGCUCGACGCCAUCCUCGGCCCUGCCCACGCUGCCCAACAAGCUCAAGUCUUGCGAGUUCUGCGGCAAGAUGUUCCGCUUCCAGAGCAACCUGAUUGUGCACCGGCGCUCACACACUGGCGAAAAGCCUUUCAAGUGCCCGGUGUGCCCGCACGCUUGCACGCAGCAGAGCAAACUAAAGCGGCACAUGAAGACUCAUUCUGCGCGCUCCCUGGCAUCCGCGCGGCAGCAGCACCUGGGCUCAAACCCCGGCUCUUCCGACGGUAGCGUGCGCUCCACCAGCAGCACUCCUGACUCCACUCGUCACAAGAAUGAUGACACCUUCGGCCUCGAGGACGAGGACGACGACAUCGAAGAUGAGGAGGACGGCGAGGAGGAUGAGGAGGACAUGGAGGAGGACUUCACGGACGGGGAGCUAGACAGCGCGCAGGAGGGAGAGAGUAGCGACGGUUUCCAUGGGUUAAAGGGGGAUGGAGGGCGCGGGAGUGAAAAGGACCAUCACGGAGGGCUCGACAGCGAUGCGGGGACCCCCGGUCUGGAUACUACCCAGCGCUGUCCAUCCGCUAGCCUGGUCAGCGAGGUCAUGAAGAACACGGGCCUCAACAGCAUCCAGCCAUACAACGAAGCUUUCCAGGCAGCGCUGGCUGAGAAGUUCAGCAAAGAAGGCCUGAAGGACGUCGGCCUUCGCCACUCUAAGGAAAACGGCGAAGGGGAUGGAGAGGACGAAAGAGAUCGGUCAAAGUUGGACCGCUCGCCAUCAUCACGCGGUGGCGGCUCCUCGUCCGCGCGCGACUCUCUUUUUUUGGGCGGCACAAGCUUACUAGACGACAAGCCCAUCAAGCGCGAGCCUGGAGACGCCGCCAGCCCGCUGGAGGUCAGCUCAGCCGCCUCGCUGUACGGCCGCUUACCCGUCUGGCUUCGCCACGACGGCCCGUCCCUUCGCGCACACCCGUUUUUCCCUGGCUUUCCCCCGACCUUCGCCCUGCAGCCUGACUUCCCUCGCGACAGUCACAACGGCUACAGCCCCGGCAGCAGCGCAGCGGUCCUCGCCAGCGACAGUGCCUUAAAGGUGCCGCCCUCCGGUCUCGCGGGGCUGAGCGGCUUGUCCAAGUCUGAUGGUGGCGGUAGCGGCGGAGGUGGCGCGUCUUCCCUGCUGGCCGGCAGCAACGGCAGCUCCACGGUGCUGCCGCGCAAGGACAAGCGCAACGACACUUGCGAGUUCUGCGGUAAGGUGUUCAAGAACUGCAGCAACCUCACGGUGCACCGCCGCUCGCACACGGGCGAGAAGCCGUAUAAGUGCUCCUUGUGCAAUUACGCAUGCGCACAGUCCUCCAAGCUGACGCGCCACAUGAAGACGCACGGGCGCAUCGGCAAGGACGUGCUGAAAUGCAAGUUCUGUAACAUGCCCUUCUCCGUGCCCAGCACGCUGGAGAAGCACAUGCGCAAGUGCGUGGAGAGCCGCAACGCCCGCAUCAUGGCUGCCGCCGAGCAGGAGAACUCCGACAACAGCACGUCGGCGUCCAACAUGGCCAAUCGCUCCACCCCGCGACCCUCCAGCCCCGAGGAAGCCGCCGUUGACAGCGAGUUGGACAACGCACGGCGGCGCAACCUCAAGGCCGAGCCCUCGUGGUCGUACUGAACACCUGACACACUCAUACGUCACGUGCCUCGCCCCGUGUCGCUACGUCACUUUGUGGAUGACGUCAUUGCAGGAUGACGUCUACACUCCACGUAAGGACGUCAUGACAGUGUUCUUUGCGAGUUUGCAAGAGGGAGGGGCCUCGAAUGAUUGACGGCUGUGCGACAACCAGCCUUCCUCUCGAGCUGUUCGGGUGGACUUGCUUCUCUUCCAGGAGGGCGUCUGAAUAUUUUUUUUAAAGCUUACAGGUCCUGUCAGGAGGCCAUGUAUGUGAUGAUGACGGAAUUAACUGCAUGAUUUGUUUAAGACGUGUUUCUUAUCGGGGAGGUCGUCUGCUCUCCAGUGAUGCUGGAAGUGCCAUGCAUUUUGUGGCGCCAACCAAACGGUCAGAGUAUAAACCCUUGUAGCAAACAAACCUGGUUGUGGAUGUAAAGUCAUCUUUUUGUAUAGACUGUGCGUGCGCGUGAAUGCACUUGACAAAUGCUUGUAUGUGCGCGUGUGUGUGUAUGCGUGCUUGUUGUAUUACAUUGUCUUUGAAAACAAGACUUCUUACACUCAUGAUGUUUUCAUAAAGAGGAAGUUUUUCCCCAACAGAAUACGAGACACGGUAACAGAAAAUAAGGAUUGUGGACGGGUAAGAGAGAUGGGAUUUCAAAAAAGCAUAAUUACACCUUUAGGCCAAUUGCCUGAAAACAUGAUCAUGGGAAUGGGAGGGAGGCCUGGAGACCGAACAUGUCUCACCCGUGAGAAACGCGCUACACGUGGAGAUAUUGGUUCAAGGAGCAGCUGUGAGAACUGUGCGCUGUCGUUAACAAACCAAGAAAAUCAGGGCGGACAUAGUUGGACACCUCAACCCAACGACUUAACUGCCUUCCAGAACUUUUUUAAACUUUUUUAAAAUACCUCGAACUCUAGCCUCGUGCGCGCGUCCUUCAUCAUGGCGGUUUGACUUGCAGGACACGGGGGGGUGUCAGAAGACAGCAAGCACGCAGGAGGCUGGGGCGGGGCAUGGGGGUCUAGAUGGUGUUUUUCUCGUACGUUUUGCUGUUGCAAGCAGUACUUGCUCAUUCAUUGUAACCUUUCGACCCCUGCGCGCGUGUCCUCGAUUUGAUCACACACGCCAUAUUAGCAGGUAGGUGGCGCCAUCGUCGACGUCACAUGACUCAGCAACGAAAUUGGACUUUUGUUUAAGCGUGAGUGACGCAUGCUUACAACUGCAGUUAGAAUUUUAGUGGGUUUCGCUCUUCGAUGACCACAACACAUCAAGCAGUAGACUGAACUGAUUAUAGACUGACAGCCUGAUGUGGAGCGACAGUGGUGGCAAGAGGAGUGAACUCUGGCAAAAACAAAAAUCAGCCCUUGUUGAUAAGUUGUAUGAGAUUCUUCCAGUAUGUGUGUAUUUGUAUUUUUGUUUUUUUUUUAAACAGAGGAUCUGUGUUAACUUUCUGUUCAUAUAACUUGCCCAUGUGUACUUUUGUAAAUGAUGUACAACUCGUGUUUCUUGUGUGUUUGUGCGAGAGAGAGGGAACGUGUUUGUGGGCGCUUGCAGCCCCACUGAUAAUACUCAGAUCAUCGCAGGUUUUUAUGACUAUACCGUAUCCUCACUUCAAAGUACGUGUUGGGUGUUGGAGUUGACCCCUCUCCCCCGAUCUUUCUGCGUUCUGUUGUUGUGCAGUUUUUUGGACAGCGUCAUCGAUCUUAGUGUCUAGUAGUCGUCGACUUUCUCAUGCCCAGGCUGUUUAUUAUUGCUGUUUAUUAUUCUGUUGUCUUCUGUUUGGCGGUUAAAACGAUAUACUUUAUCGGUAUUAUAUACAUAAUACAAUUUGCAUGUUAUCCAGGUACAUGAAUUCUGAGAUGGUUGUUUUGAUUGUAGAAGAAACAUCGCCUUUCUUGUUUUUUUUUACUUUGUAUUUGUAGACAAUAUGAUUGUUUAGUUGCAAUUUCAGGUGAAUGCUUGAUUUCACAAAGAGAUAUGCAGGGAAAGAUGACAAUGGGAGGGAACAGAAUCUAACCAGACAAAAAACCGGUGACGUGGAUAGACAGACAGACCGACAGACAGCUCACAACAGGGUCACGUGUUGCUCAUGGGAGAAAACAAAACAGAAACCCUGGAAUACGAGUAGGAUAACACCACCUGCUCGGUAGCAGAAUUAUUUUAUGCCAGAAACGUAUAAAUCUGUUAAAAGCUGUUACUAAAAGAAAAAAGUUUAGUUCGCAUCGCUUUCUUUUUUGGCGUUCAUUUCCAUUAUAUAUACAAAAUGCCUUUUGUACUGUCGUGUAACUGGAAAUACUUUUGUUGACAUUUUGAAAUGGUUAUCACUUUGUGCUUUGCAUUUUUUUAAUUUAGCAAGGAGGGCAUAUUAUAAGUAAGACUACAACUUGAAGGUUCGGGUGAUGACGGAACAAUAUUGUUCUUUGAAGUAAGCGGGACUGUUGAGCGUGUGGUUUUUUUUUUCUGUUGGUUUUUUUAACAGUUUAGGUGUAACGUUUGCACUGUCACAUGUUGUCCUCGCCAUCACAGGAGAAAAAAAAAUCACCUUUAAAGUUUUAUACAUACCCGUGUUUUUAAUCAACAUAGUGCCAUGGAAAUAAAUAAAUUUGUAAGUACUACUAAAGCAGGUUCAGAAGAAAAGACAACACAGACACUGCGUCUUUACCCUUACGUUUGGUGCUCACUUGGGAGUAAAACAACACACAACAUAGAAUUCGGCUUGUGUUGAAUAAAUUUUCUAGUGCCAUAGUGCCUAACAAGUUUUGUUACUGUUGUAAAAUAAAAUAUAAGAGCAAGACAUUUUUAUAUGAGAUUUCAUGUUAAAAUGUAUUUUUCACUUCCCUCCCCCCUACUCUUGUCUUUGUCAACCGAAUGUGUUCGCGCAUGUGUGCAUGUGUUUGUGUGUGUGAGAGAGAGAGAGCAUCAUUAGGUUUUUUUAAUCGCUCUGCCUUCGAUUUGUAAUUUGAGUUUGAAGUUUAGCUUGUAAUCUGUUCAAGCCAUUGCAUAAUUAGAGGGGUUGCCGCAAAUCUGCUCCCUUAAAGACCGUUUAAGUUGAGGUCAGAUCGAAGCCGAUGCAAACUCUUCCAAACAAGACGAGUUUUUACCCAGCAAUUAUUUUUUAAUCUUCAGCCUUUUAAAACAUAUUCUGAUCUAUUUAAUCAUUUUUCUUUUUAGCAUUUUCUCACUGAUACGCAGACUGCAUGGUCGGAAGGGUUAAAUAGGGCAGGAUGUUCCUUUCUUGGGACGUUUUCGUGAAAGUUUCACAGCAGUUAGUACUCGGGACCUCGCCACAGAACCUAAACACAGAGAACCUUAGCAGCCUCCGCGUUGGUCACCAAUUUUAGUCGUUGGCGAGGCUCACUUGAUGCAAGAUUCCUCCUUAAUUCCGUGUAGACAUCAGUGACCAUAGGUGUUGCAAAGUUGAAGCAGUUGGAAGACGAGUUCGUGCAGUCAGUGUCACGUGCCUGACCCUGUAGGAGUCCUCACUUCACCACGUGCUACGCACGCGCCUCCUGGAAGUGGACAUCCAGCGUUUGGCCGGCGUUUUGAGGCACGUUGGAAUCGCGAGGUUAGAGGUUAUGUCGUAUUUUUGAAUAUGUUACUUAGUGUCCUUCAAAAGUUGAGUCUUCAAAGAGUUAUCUCUAGCCCCUGCUUUCCCGACACCACCUGUAAUUUUGAGGUUUCUGCUGGGAUUAACUUUUGUCUUUGCAUCCCAUGACUUGAAUAUUUGUGUACGAUCGUCGUGGCCCUUAGCAGUGUGUUAGAACUCUGGAUCCAGUUGGCAACCCGCACACAAUUCUUCGUCUCAGGCAGCAACUCCGCCAAACAGCUUCAACCUUUAGUCCCGUCUCAUCGCUGGCAGUCCAUCAGCAGUCGUCGACAACAGUCUGUGUGUCGAGCGGAGAGAACUGUUGGCGUGCUGGAGCAGACUCUGUUUUGCUGACGAGUAAAGCCAGUUUCUUUCUGUCCUGCUGUGUCAAAACUUCACCUGAACGGUUUAAUCUACCGGACUUUUCCUUCCAUCGCUUUCUUUUAGUGGGUGGUUAGCGCGAGAGAGAGGGAAGGAUGUGUGGGUGGGUGAGAGUAUUCACUCGUAUAGUAUGUUCCCAUCAAGAUUCGAGGGUUGCUCUUCUCAAGCUCAAGUUUCAAGUUACGAUAUCGCAGUCCUCGAUGACAUCUUCAAGGAAAACACUCCCUCCCCUUCUCUCUCUCUCUCUUCUUUUUUUUAAAAAUAUUGCUGGAAAGCGAGAAAACAGACCUUUUUCUGCAGCAUUUGUUACAUGCGACUAAGAAGGCUGCGUCUUGUAACUGUUAAAACAUUUCUUGUCAUUCCCACAGAUAAGGUAAUCCAGAGAAGGGAUGGCGAAGCUGAUCUGAAGUUUUUGCGACAGCCACUAGGUGGCUCGUUGAUUGACAGCGUUUCCUUUUUCUAUCUUUUUUGAAAAAUUCGGUCUUAGUCUCUCAACAUAAGCAUAUUCCCAAACCUCUCGCUCUUUUGUACAGAUUUGUUUAAAACAUGUGAUGCUAACUACGUCAGCAAGCAUACUAUAGGGCGUUGGUCUUUUUGUUUUUGUUUUUGAGGGAGUUGAGUACUACAUUCUCUGUAAAACUAAUGGCAGAGCGCGGUGAACUAAAGUCGAUUUUGUACAACACAAGCAAAUCGUUAUGCAUUAUGUUUCCUUGGUGGCGUUUUUCCCCCCUUGGGUCGAAAUAAGCAUAAUUUGAGUAUAACCAGAAGUACAUCCGGGUGAAGAAGUGACAAUUACAGGCAGAAGUGCCCCUUCCUCCCUCCACGCUCAGCCUCCAAAGGAGGACGAGAAGGGAGUAUUCAUAAUUCUUUUGUCUUUAGGGAAGGUGGGUAUGGGGGCUCUAAAAUCAGAUGUGUGUGUACAAGGCAGCUAAGAAGCUCUGUAGUAAUAUGAUAAUCUCUUUCCAAGUGUUUCUCUUUUUGUGUUAUUGUCUUCUGUGUUCGCAUAUAAUAGCCAUAUAUUAUGAUACCACUAUACACAUAUAUAUUACUACUACAGAACUUUUUUUUAUGUCAUUUGAGAAUUGUAUGCUACAUGUGGUGCAGAAUUAUAUUAUUUCUCUACGACAGAUUUAAAAAGUUGCUUUUAUUUUGUAAUGCUGCUUUUUUAAAAACAUCCUUCCGGAACACUGAGUUACCCGACUGUUGCAGAGAAGGGUAGUAAGCUUGAAGGCGUGCAAUACAGUAUUUAUUGCAUAGUAUUCUUCAUGAUAGCGGGCAAGGACACAACAGCAUAUAACAAAAUGUUGGCCAUUGAAUCUGUCCUUUCCUCUGUCUUUAACACUCAAAUUUUUAAUAAUUCUGUACCACACAUGGAUAAUGGAUGCCAUAUUAGACAUUUCAACAUUUUUUGAAGCCGCCUUAGAAAAGCAGUUAUUUUUGCAUAGUCAUUUUUCUAUUUUUAUUUAUUCAAUUAUUAUGCCAUUGAUUUAUUUAUCAUUUGAAACCUUCUUCAUAGCAUGUGUAGAUUUUUUUUAAAGUUUCAAAGAGAGAAUAUGAAUUUUAUGACGAAAUGCGUUACAAAGCUUAUAUACAGAUGGCCAUUAAUUUCACGCUGUUCACUUUGCUCGUUUUCUUUAGUAUUUUGUGUAAAGAUUUACCUGGAGUGAAUAACAGAGAGCAUACUGUUUUUUGGAAACAAGAAGGGCGUGUCGGAUUUGUCAAUGAUUCCAUCGGCAAGAACAGCAGAGGACGUUUACAAGUGUCAGAUACAGACAGGAGGUUACGACACCUGUGAACUUUAUUUUUUUUCUGUGUCUGUUACACUGAAAAAAAGCAGUUUGCUCAGUACUGUUGAGCUACUGCUUGGUACACGUUCUGAUGGUAGAUGGAAAAGCAUUUGCAGCCCAGCUUUCCACUACCUGAGGUGGUGCUAUGUGCAGCUGAGCGGCCAUCUUUAAUCAUGGCCAUCCAUUUUUUUUAUUUUUUUUUUUUUUGGUGACAAGUUUUUGUUGCAGUAUGGUGUUAGCCUGAUUAAUUUUCCCCAUUCUCUAGAUAUUUCAAAGUUUACGUUGCAACAUUUCUUUUCCUGCAUCUUUCCAACCCUCCCCAAACACUUGUCUGUCAGCUGAUUUGAAGACAACAAGAGAACGACAGCCGAUAGCUAACGUUAGAGCGGAAAUAGACAAAAAAUAUAUAUAUACACAGAUAAGGGAAUUUUUAGUACAAUAUCCAAAGUUUCAGUUACCUUAAAUGGUGUUAGGCCACCGGAGCAAAUCACUUCACCUGGUCAUUGCAGCAGCUUUGUACCAAUUAGCCUUUAUGCAUUUCUGACUAAUUCGUUUCUGACUGGUGUCGUGGCCACACACUACAGACAAUAGUAGUUCUUGAUGAGAACUCGUUCAUUUCCUACUUUCUAACUGCCCCUUCAUUCCUUCUUUCCUCACCCAGUGGUGUACAAAUUCAGUUGGACGUCAGAUUGUUGAAGGGGGGAAACACGAAGGGAGGGUCAAGAACGUAGGAGGGGUAGGUAUUGUUUAAACUCGAAGCGGUUAGAGCUCUCGAAGGAUAAUGGCACGAGUGGUAGAGUGUAAAAGUGUAAUAACCUACAGCUAGGUCCUGGUCUCUAUGUGACUUUUUUGGGGAGAAGGGGGGAUACCAGUGUUGCAGAUCACAGUGUCCAAGGUGUUCACGCUUAUUUACCAAGAUUAUCCCUUCCUACAGCAACACACCCUCGUCCAUUCGUGUGGUUCGAGAAAAGUGUAAGAAGAGACGCGAGGGGUUAUUUGCAGAUAUUUGUGUUGCACUGUAUGGUGUGUGUGUAGCUCUCUAUUCUAUCAGUCUGCUUGUUUAGCAUGUAAUGACAUGCAGGAAGUGUGUCUGAGAGAAAAGAGUGAGAGACAUACUAAAGGGUUAGGUGGGUGUUGGUUUGUAAAAACUAGUACUUUGUGUGCUUUUCUGCUCGACUCAUGUCAUGAUGGUUGUGAAGUUACCGACGGGUGAGACAGGGAACCGAGCGGUGACCAGCCUUUCCCCACGUCGGGUGGAGCACGUGUUAUGUGGCACAAAGACUAGAUCUCAAGUUUCUCCAGCCCACCCCAUCUCUCCCUCCAUCUCCACUUCUUUGUGGUGUAAGUAGUAGAGCGAACGCAAAAAAUUUUGCAAUUAUAGGGAAUUCUGUAUGUUGGGCAAUAUGUAGAAUUCAGUAAUUACUCUUUAGAAUUUCAGCCAUAUCUUUAAGUGUGCUGAAGUUACACGAGAAGAAAAUACAAAAUAUAAUAGUGUGUCAUUAUCAUUUUCUCUCCUUCAUCAGCAGUUACUGCUUUCGUCAUCAGUGUCGUUGAAAAGGGAGGAUGGUGGAUUUAAACCUUUUUUUCUUUCUCCUUCCUCAAAGUCACUGAUUUACUGACAAUCUAAACAUUUCCCAAUAAAGACAUAUAGGGAAAGUAAGAGAAUGUAAGAAAAGCUACUAUUUAGGAUCCUAAAUCGUAUACAAAGGUCACUUUGAGUUGUAGGCCGUCAGUCUCCAUGUUCAAACAUGAACAUAAGUCUAGGAAUUCGAUUCGGCUUUUUGUUUGUUUGGGUUUUUGUUGUUUUGCUAAAAACGAGGCUCUUGCGUUUGCCGAGAGACGGCGCAUUUUAAAGAAUGAGUUGACUUUAUAUGACAUUUGAUCGGGCUUUUCUUUUUUUUUUUGAAGCUAACAUCUGCAGUAUUUGUGUGUUUCGUUGACAGGCCCUUAAACUGUGGAAGGGAACGAGCAAACUAAUUGAUGUAGAACAGGAGUGGCCAACGUGUGUUAGAAUAGCAAGUUGAGCGAAAAGUUACAAGAAAAAGGAUUCUCUAUAAAUAUUUUUGCAUGAAAAUUAAAAUUCUGACUAUUCUUUUCUCUGUAUCAUGAGGUUCGCAGUAUGCUUGCAGAUUCAGGUGCAGUAAUAUCGAGGAGCGUGUACACAAGACUAAAAGUAGAAGCAUUCACCAUCUGUCGCAAUCUGUCUUGUGUGGUCCUCGUGACGAUGACAUGCGUAUCUAAACAAUCAUAGGGAAGUGCGCGCAGGAGACACUUUCUUUUCGCUUUCUUUCCUUGGCAUCACCAGACCUACGUUUUGUGGAACCUCUUUUUCUGUUCGAAAAAUAAUGAAAAGCUUCCAAUUUUUGAACUUGUAUUCGCUGUAUCUUUUUUUUUCAACACAUUUUUUUGUGUGUGUUUUGCGCAUAAUUCAUUUCAAGCCCUUCUACAGUAUGCAUUUACAUUCCCCCUACUCCCACUUUUUUUUUUAAAGUUUUAUUUUCAUCCGUUCUCUUCCAAAAAGUGGUGAAAAUUUGGUAGGGUGGACAAAGUAUAGUCUUAUGCGAAGGCUGUGGAGACCGUCUGAAGUUCUUGUAAACUUCUUGUAGGUUCUUGUGUUAAGAUUUGUUUGUUUUUGUGUUUAAAUAUGUCAUCCUUUAAGUGAUGUUCAUCAUAGAUUUUGCUUAUCGCACCAGCAAAUAUUUUUCCUGUUAUUUGCUUUCCCACGAUGAGGUUAUUUGUUGAUUUCUUUCCACGCAUUUCGUACAGGCAGUGAUGCCAUAACAGCUGUUACCUUGAGUUUGAUCGUUGUGCUUAUCGGAACUGUUCAACACCGUGCCUUUCCCUUGUUUUAUUCCCUUGCAGUUUUAUUCUCCCUUUGUUUUUGUGCGAUACUACAAUGCUUAGUUCAGCUUCAUGUAUUUUUUUCUGAUGUGACAGUUAAAAGACAUUAUGAAGUACUUGGAAAACCUCAGUAAAACUCUGUCCAGGAUA